AUGGCGCAACAAAAUGAACCUCUCACGUCCUGGCUGGACAUCGACCCAGCCAGCGACUUCUCCCUCGCCAACCUCCCCUUCGGCGUCAUCAGCACGUCGGCCUCCCCCAACCCCCACGUCGGCGUCGCUGUGGGAAGCUACGUGCUGGACAUGAAAGAGCUCGCCUGCCAUCCCGAGUUCUACCGCGUCUUCGACUUCAUCGCCGAGCACGGCGACGUCUUCUCCAAGCCGACGCUCAACGCUUUCGCGGCGCUGGGCCGUCCCAUCCACAAGCAGACGAGGAGCCGGCUGCAGGAUGUCUUGUCCGCCGGGAACUCGACGUACGAGUCCUUCCUGCGCAAGGACGAUUACUGGAUCUCUAGGAUCGUCGUCCCCGCUAAAUCCGUCAAGCUCCACCUCCCUGUGGAGAUCGGAGACUACACCGACUUCUACGCGGGUUACCAUCACGCGUUUCACGUAGGCUGCAUGUUUAGAGGGCCAGAUAAUGCCCUGCAGCCGAACUACACGCAUCUGCCCGUGGGCUACCACGGACGCGCCUCCAGCGUCGUCGUCUCGGGGACCACUGUGCGCAGGCCCCGGGGACAAAUCCUCCCGCAGCCGCCGGUCGAGGGCCAGCCGAAGCAGCCCAUCACGGCGCCUUGUCGAAGGCUCGAUUUCGAGCUCGAGUUCGGCUGCAUCAUCGCGACGCCCAACGCCCUUGGCGACGGGGUCUCGGUGGGCGAUGCCGAGGAUCAUAUCUUCGGCUACGUUCUGCUGAACGAUUGGAGCGCGAGGGACAUCCAGACGUGGGAGUAUAUACCGCUUGGUCCGUUUAAUAGCAAGAACUUUGCCACAUCGAUUAGUCCGUGGGUUAUCCUUGCGGAUGCUUUGGAGCCGUUCCGGACGGAGGCUUUGGAGAACAAGACGGAGGUGCAGGAGUAUUUGAAGGGUGAAGAUAAGGCGGUUUUUGAUAUCAACCUUGAGGUUGAGCUGAAGACGUCCGACGGAAAUUCAUCCACAAUUACAAGGGUGAAUGCCAAGAACCUCCUCUGGUCCUUCCCACAAAUGAUCGCCCAUCACACCAUCGGAGGAUGUCCCAUGCGAACGGGCGAUCUCCUGGGAUCCGGCACGAUCAGCGGGCCUGGUGAGAGCGAGAGAGGCAGUCUGCUGGAAAUGUCUAACGGAGGCAAGAAGGAUGUGGCCGUGGGCUCUGGCGCCGUUCGUAGGUUCUUGGAGGAUGGCGAUACGGUGGUGAUUAGAGGGUUUGCUGGGACUGGCAGCGGGCGCGUCGGGUUUGGUGAAUGUGCUGGCACGAUUGCGGCUGCCAAGUAG
Scedosporium apiospermum is the source of this 1311-nucleotide messenger RNA. Its product is annotated as Fumarylacetoacetase. Gene Ontology annotation, biological process: L-phenylalanine catabolic process; L-tyrosine catabolic process; homogentisate catabolic process. Gene Ontology annotation, molecular function: fumarylacetoacetase activity. The transcript is spliced from 2 exons. NCBI's taxonomy places the organism in Eukaryota, Fungi, Ascomycota, Sordariomycetes, Microascales, Microascaceae. Bases 1 to 1311 code for a protein of 436 amino acids. The record is from RefSeq and is a predicted model, not a curated record.